AUGUUCAUCGCUACACCACAUUCCGAAGCAACAUCAGCGCAAGCUCCUGAACAAUUGUCCAUUAUGCGUAAACAGAAUAUAAUACUGGAAAUGAUACACAUGCUCGAAAUUACCAAAGACAUGGCUAGUGCUUCUAGAAAAAAGUAUGAAGUUCGAAGGCAGAGAGACAUCAAGCAAGAAGGGUUUCUAGCGACUUCGCCGACUGUGAACUAUUUGGUCAUCUACUCCUUCGAAUCCGACAUCAAUUUUUAUUUUUAUUCUAUCUACAAGUUUCCAGUAUUAUUCGCAUUGCAGACUGAUCCUCUACCAAUUGCAACAGUAUCAAUCAAGAAACACUUUCAGACAUUUUUCUCAAUGGUUCAAGUUUUCACCGUUGGUAUUUUACUUUUUCUAUUUUCUUUGACAAUGGGAGAAAUUGACUCAAAUGCAACAGAAGAAGUGGAAGGGAACCUAAAUGAAGUGGAUGUAUCGCACCCUCGCGCCAUAGUUAAACGUCAAACGUUUUGCGGAACAAAUCGAAACUGUCCUCAUUGGGUCAAUAAUGGAUUCUGCAGAAGCAGCUUUUACGACACAACGACGAAGAUGCGGUAUUGUGGAAAGGAAUGUCGCCUCUGUUGA
Necator americanus (New World hookworm) is the source of this 618-nucleotide messenger RNA. RefSeq lists its product as uncharacterized. The transcript is spliced from 8 exons. Bases 1 to 618 code for a protein of 205 amino acids. The record is from RefSeq and is a predicted model, not a curated record. Lineage: Eukaryota; Metazoa; Nematoda; Chromadorea; Rhabditida; Ancylostomatidae.